Molecule: messenger RNA, 1305 nt
Organism: Ananas comosus (pineapple)
Lineage: Eukaryota; Viridiplantae; Streptophyta; Magnoliopsida; Poales; Bromeliaceae
Product: senescence-specific cysteine protease SAG39-like
Exons: 2
Coding region: 63-1094 (343 amino acids)
Cellular component (GO): lysosome
Molecular function (GO): cysteine-type endopeptidase activity
Source: RefSeq, a predicted model, not a curated record
UUCAACUUCUUUCUCAUCAUCACCUCAUUUUGUGAACAAUCCUAGCUAGCUAGUAAUUAGUCAUGAUGGCUUUUUGCAUGAUCAAAAGCCUUUGCAUGGCUUUGCUUAUUCUAUCUAUAUGGACUUCUUACGCCUCGGCUUCUCGAGAGCUUGGCGAGAUGUCGGUGUUAGAGAGGCACGAGAAGUGGAUGGCUCAGUACGGCCGUGCGUACAAAGAUGCUGCAGAGAAAAGGCAGCGAUUUGAGAUAUUUAAAUCCAAUUUUGAGUUGAUUCAAACGUUCAACGCAGAAACCCACAAGUUCAAGCUUGGGUUAAACCAAUUUGCUGAUCUGACCAAUGAUGAAUUCAAGGCCAUGUAUCAUGGCUUCAAGCGGAAGUCGGGUGCGGCGAUGAGCACAACAAAGCGGUUCAAGUAUGAAAAUGUUACUGCAGUACAGCCUGUGAGCAUGGAUUGGAGGACUAAAGGUGCGGUUACUCCUGUCAAGGAUCAAGGACAAUGCGGAUGUUGCUGGGCAUUCUCCGCAGUAGCUGCGACCGAGGGAAUCACGAAGCUCUCCACCGGUAAGCUAAUCUCCUUAUCAGAGCAAGAGCUUGUGGAUUGCGAUGUGAAUGGCGAGGACCAAGGAUGCGACGGCGGGCUAAUGGACUCGGCUUUCGACUUCAUCGUCAAGAACCGGGGUCUAACCACGGAAGCCAACUACCCCUACAAGGGGGCAGAUGGUGCGUGCAACACCGGGAAGGCUGGCUCGGCCGCCGCCUCGAUCUCAGGCUACGAAGAUGUGCCUGCAAACGACGAGGCCGCUCUUCUCAAGGCCGUGGCCAACCAACCGGUGUCGGUGGCCAUAGACGCCGGCGGGAAUGCCUUCCAGCUGUACAAGGAAGGCGUGUUUACCGGCUACUGUGGGACCGAUCUGGACCACGGGGUCACUGCAGUGGGAUAUGGCGUGGCGAGUGACGGGACCAAAUAUUGGCUGAUUAAGAAUUCGUGGGGCUCCUCGUGGGGUGAGAGCGGAUACAUAAGGAUGGAAAGAGAUGUGAAUUCUGAGGAAGGGCUCUGCGGUAUUGCCAUGCAGGCUUCCUAUCCUACUGCUUGAGCAAAAAUGGAAUAUAUUUACACACACGACGUGUACAAAUUAAUAAGAGCAAACAAUUAAUGUGUGCAUAUUAUAUAUAUAUAUAUAUAUAUAUAUAUAUCGGUUUAAGGCUCAUGGGGGUAGUACUAAUUAAGUCAUUACGAACUUUCUAUGUAUAAGAUGUUACUAUGAAGUACCUCUAAAUUAAUGUGUGAAAUAUGUAAGUUAUUUA